CAGAACUUCACUAAAACAACAGUCCCGACAUUUGGGUUUCAUUUUAUUUUUUACUUACCCUGUAGAGUACCAACAAAACAUGUUCAUGUAAAUUGAAAAUAUCUGUUGCCAGUUCACGAAUGUGAACAAUCAUACACAUUCAGUAAUGUAACUGAAAUGGACAUAUUUGUCAUUGUCAACAAUUGUUUGUAAAUAAACAUUUGGUGCAUCUCAGAUCAAGUGGCAAUUGAUCACACAAAAACAGGUGCCGUAGUUUAUCAUUAGCUUGUCAUUUUGUGGACAGUUGAUAGUGGAACAAUUGACUUUGGAAUUACCAGUCAUGACAAUGGAAUGCGUGUCGAGGUCAAAGGCCGCUGAGUACAAAGUGCACAGAGAUAAUACAGCUGGCCAACUCUCUGACGCACUUUGGAAAAGCACUGUGUUUGCACUCCAGUUGACAUGCAAACUUUCUGCAUGUUAUUGUCUUAAACUCGUGUGAAUCAAAGAUGAUUUCGUAUUUGCAACAAUUGACGGCCGUGCUAAUGGCGCCCGUGAUGUCACUGCUCAACAACACUCUGGUUGGCUGGCUGGCCAAGCACUUCUGCAUCUGGUGGCAAAGGAAGCGACCCCCGACCCAGGGAUCUGUUGCGCCGGGAUUCGAACCAGUGGCAGCACUUUUCAGGAAAAAUUUUGAGAAUGGAGUUGAGCAAAGCACAGGAGGCUCGGCCUUCAGCGUGUACUACAAAGGGUCAAAGGUCGUGGACCUGUGGGGGGGCUUUGCCGACACGACUGUCAGACAGCUUUGGGAGGAGGACACGAUGACUGUGAUAUUUUCAGCAACCAAGGGAAUUGCUGCAUUGUGCAUGUCUAUGCUCGUUGACAGAGGACAGCUGGAUUUUGACCAGACGGUGGCCUUCUAUUGGCCAGAAUUUGCUCAACGUGGCAAGGAGAAGAUCACCGUACGAAUGCUGCUCAACCACGAAGCAGGGCUGGCCGCGACUGCCCAACCAAUCAGCUUCAAGGAUCUGAAGGACCAGGAUGCUCUGGGCCGACUCCUGGCCGAGUCCCCGCCUUGCUGGCCGCCGGGGACCGGUCACGGGUACCACGCCUUCACCUUUGGUCUGUACUGCAGUCAGCUGCUGAUGCGCGUCGAUCCGCAGCGCAGGACCCUGGGCCAAUUCUUCAAAGACGAAGUUGCUGAACCUUUUGAUAUUGACAUUCACAUCGGUCUGCCCUUGGAGUUGAACUACCGCGUGGCACGGUUGACGGGCAUACUGGACUUUCCCUAUAGCGUCAGCUUGAGCUACAUCCCCCGAGACGUCGUGUCCUGGCUGUUCAUCUGGGCGUUCGUGACGGGUCGCAGCUUCAUUCACGAAGUCAUCCAGAAAGCCACUGAUAUGGCCAUGAUCAGAAAAAUGAUCAAGCCACAGGCGAGAGCACUUGAGAACCCCUCCUCCUCUGGCAUCGGAACGGCAAGGGCGGCUGCAAAGGUUUAUGGGAUCCUCGCCAACGGAGGGCAGCCGCUACAAGGUCAAAGGUUACUGUCCAAGAAGCUGGUGGAGGACAUCUUGGCCGAGGCCGGGCCGCCUUCCCUCGACAAGGUCGUCGCCAUUGAAACCAAUUUUUCCAAUGGAUACGCAUUGUUCGAUUGUGAGGGUAGUCGUCAGUUUGGUCACCAUGGUGCGGGAGGCCAGCAGUGCGUAGCUGAUCCCCAAUACAAGCUGGGUAUCGCCUACGUCUCCAGCCACUUCAGCCCCUACGGCUUCGGCAACGAUCCCAGGUUCCUAUCGCUCCAGAAGGCUACCUACAAAUGCGUCCGCGAUCUCCAAGCCAAGCCACUGUGAAAAGUUGGGCAGCCCGGCUGUUUUUUUUGCCAUGAAUCAGUCAAGCUCGUAGCUUUGCAGAGGGUUUCUCUAAAAUAGACAAAUUUUGUAAACAGUAAGGGAUCGAUGAUGAAAAAAGGUCUGUUGUACAACACCUUCCCCCUUGAAAUUUAAGCAUGUAUAUAAAAUGUUAUUAUUUAUAUCAGGCUCCCAAUGGUAAAAAUAAAUCAGCGUAUUGUAUGCUUUCGUAAAAAGUACCCAGAUGACUGCAGUUUUAUUUUUGAUAG
Messenger RNA from Patiria miniata (bat star), 2089 nucleotides. Its product is annotated as beta-lactamase domain-containing protein 2-like. The coding region runs from base 486 to 1823 and encodes 445 amino acids. The record is from RefSeq and is a predicted model, not a curated record. The transcript has 7 exons. Lineage: Eukaryota; Metazoa; Echinodermata; Asteroidea; Valvatida; Asterinidae.